AAGUGAACCUAAUUCAUAAAUUUUGUUAUUUAUAAUCUUAUACAGUUUUACUUAUGUUAUCCUUUCAGAUUUUCCCUAUGUUUGAGAAAGAUAUCAGACCAAAAUUGGAAUCCAUUGGGUAUCAAAAUAUAGAUUUAAUAAAAGAUGCAUUUAAUGACUCUCAGACAAAUGUGUUGUGUAACGUGCCAAAGUUUCAAAACUCCGUUAUUCAAGAAUUAACCUGUCAGUGUAGUGUUCACCUGAAGCAAGUGGCAGAUAUUCCUCGUUUGUUUCGGCGGACAAACAGAGAGGUCCCGACCAAAACAUCUUCAUACACCACUGGUUUGUUUAAGCCACUCAACAUGUUUUUUAGUGAACAUAAAGCUAUACUAAGUGAAAGCAGGAAGCAAGCCAUAGCUAAGCAAGUCUUGGAGAAUCUUGCUCAACAGUAUUACACAUCAACAUCAGAUGUGUUGACGUCAGUGAAGAAAAUGGAAGACAGCCUGAAGCGAUUAAAGAAAGCUCGUGGGACAGGUGUGAGCACUGGUCUCCCAGGUAUGACAGAUGAUGACAAGAUUCGUCAGCAGUUGAUCAUCGACAUUGAACACUAUGCACAACAGGUGGAAUCGUUUGGUUUUGAUAGUAAAACACUGCAUGGAUUCACUCAACUGUCAGCACUUUGUGAAGAGGCGAGAAUAGCCAUGACAAACCCAAAUCCAUCAUCAUCUUCGUCAGCACUAACCCCUAAGCCAGCUUCUUGAAAUUUCACUCCUUUUUGUCUUGCUCUACCCCCUCUUCCAGUCAAGUCUCCACAAUAAAGUUGUCUGGGAAGAAUACUACCAUUCUGAAGGAAAUAUAUAAAAGUACGUUGUAGAUUGAUUAUACCCAGGGUAUGACUGGUAUCAAUCUGAGGGGUGUUUUAUUAAUAAGGAAUAAAUCAAAUAAGUUAAGGAAAGAAGGAAAUUCUCA
Messenger RNA from Octopus bimaculoides (California two-spot octopus), 948 nucleotides. RefSeq names its product conserved oligomeric Golgi complex subunit 2. Gene Ontology annotation, biological process: Golgi organization; protein transport; intra-Golgi vesicle-mediated transport. The record is from RefSeq and is a predicted model, not a curated record. Gene Ontology annotation, cellular component: COG complex; membrane. Lineage: Eukaryota; Metazoa; Mollusca; Cephalopoda; Octopoda; Octopodidae.